AUUUCGAAAAAACUCUGAGAGCCGUUUUAUCUUAAAUUUUGAAUUCUCUUGGCAUUGCUCUCAACAGAUCUCUCAUGUCGGAGGAGAAGGUAAUCAUUGAUCUCUGUAGCACGGACGAGGAGGAAGACAAUGCUUUCGGUGAUGAGAAUAACUAUGACGAAACGGAUGAAGAAGAAGAAGAAGAUACGGAUUCAAGUGGCGAUGAUAGCGAUUGGAGCGACGGUGAUGCUACGGAGUCAGAUGUUGAAUACGAUGAAGCUGACGAGACCGGGGGAAAACGCGAUAAUGAUGAUGAUGAUGACAAAGUCACUCUCCUCCUCACAGCCGGAAGCGAUUUGAAAUCUUUAAAUGUAAAAGAGUGCAAAGCAUAUCUGAGGAAGUACGGUCUAAGAUUGUCUGGCACCAAAGCCGUUUGUAUCGAGAGAAUUGUUGAGCAUUGGAGGAUUAAAGAUGGAAGUGGGGAAGCUGUGUAUCCAAGAUCAUCUUUUGUUAUCAAUUGUAAAGGUGAUGUCUGCAAAGGAGACACUGUUCUGUUUACACAGAAGGUUCAUCAGAAGUAUGAAAAGAUGAAUUGGAGUGGAAAGAUUAUGGGGAGAAGAACUGUCGCUGGUCAGGUUGUUAAAGAAAGCUAUGGGACUGCUAAACAACAACACACUUUCACUAUUGAAGUGCUUUGGUGCGAGGGGACACAUAAAUUGCCUCCUCUGUAUCCAUUACUAGUGAAAGGACGAAAUCUUUAUAGGUUAAUGACCUUGAGGCAGCGAUGGGCUAAUGAAGCAGACAGAGUAAAAGUUCUUUCUGAAAAGCAUAGCCGCGGUGCCGCAGCAAGAAAGGUUAUGAGAGAAAGGAAAAUAAAGUCAGGCUAUGUACUAAAAGAUGGAAGACUUCAAAAGCCUGGUCAUGUGAAGAAGCCGAAGACAAGCAAAAACGACAAAGAUGAGAAUCUAACCCAGAUUUCGGCUAAUCAUUCACUUGUUGCUUUUCCAAACCAAAAUCCUUCACAGGGCCAUAAGAAUCCAUCACAGUUGAGAAAUAUGAAUCCCCCUAAGUCCUACACUUCCCAUUCAUAUGCUCCUCGACCACAUCCGCCACUUACAUACGCUCCUCGACCACAUCUGCCACUUACAUACGCUCCUCGACCACAUCUGCCACUUACAUACGCUCCUCGUUCAUUAGCUCCUAUGAAUGUGCCGCAUUCACAACUUCCUCGUCCAAACAUUCCUCCUUACAACUCAUAUACUUAUUCAACACAACAAAACCAAAGACCACCACCAGCUUUCUACAACAGAAGACCUGCCUCUGAUGCCUUGCAAGGACAAGCAUCGUUCAAUCCACAUGCCAAUACACAUGCUAUUCCAGUUACACAUCAGAGGAGGCCAUACCAGAACCAACAUACCCAUCAUGGCAGCUUGAACAGUGGCUACAACCUUGGCGUGAGGGACUUGGAUUACUUCUCAGAUAUGAUGAUAAGCCACAGAGCAGAAGGAUGCACAUACAGACAGAGUGAGGUAACUCACAGACCAUACAAGAACCAUAAUACCUACCAUUCCAACUCCAAUAGUAGCUACAACAAUGGGGCAAGGGACGUGUACAUGGUUAACCACAGAAGAGAUGGAGACAAUCACAGACCAAAUUAUCGAUAACACACCGUGCCUUGUGACUUGCUAUUGGAAAGCGUCCUGAUCAUUGGUUCUCAAUUUUCUGUGAUUCGUAGUAAGAAAGUUUUCUAGGCUCAUGAUUCUCUUGAUCAUCCGUUUCUCCAGUUUCUCUUUUGCAACUAUGAGUGUGAUUCUUACCUUCACUCAUCUUGAGGGGUCCAAAGACAUUCCUCAAAAAGUGCUAUUAUUACCUUGUAAUCAAGAAUGAUGGGCUUGGCUUAAUUAUUAAGCUAUAUUGCAAUGAUGGGUUUUUUUGGCUUUA
This is a messenger RNA of Capsella rubella, 1920 nucleotides long. Its product is annotated as zinc finger CCCH domain-containing protein 62. Bases 75 to 1643 code for a protein of 522 amino acids. Lineage: Eukaryota; Viridiplantae; Streptophyta; Magnoliopsida; Brassicales; Brassicaceae. The transcript is spliced from 10 exons. The record is from RefSeq and is a predicted model, not a curated record.